GAAAUGCUGAAAAGAUUCGCAAUCUCCCGAGAAUGAUAACGUAAAGAAGCAGGCCAAGCAUUGUGUUUCAAACACAGCUAGCAUCGAUCAUAUCUUUUCCAUUCCAAGCAAAAAAAAUCACCUUCUCUAUGUGGAGACUCCACUUACUUUGGAUUGUGCAUUGGAAACUUCUCAGUUUAGCAUCAGCCCAACUAAACACUUGGCUAAAAGCCCGACGACUGUAAGAGAUAACCACUCCAAGGCACCAAAAUUGAAGUUUUUAAAUUUAUAAAAUCAAAAAAGUAUUGACAAAAGUGUAUAAUGAAUAAAAAGUGAGGUUUUAUAUUUUGGGAUUUUACAUAUUAGUAAUACUGUAUAACACAAAACAAUUAAUAAGAGUGAAAUUUUAUAUUUGAGAAAAUAAUUGGGCUGAUUUCGUAGCCCACUCAAUCACCAACUACGCUUUAGUCCCUUUAUAUAUGGAAACCCUAGCCUAGAAAGUGAACAAGAAAAACGUAAAGGUCAAAAUGGAAGAAAACAACGGCACCAACCACCACCAGUGGCCGCAACAAUCGUCUUCGCAACAGCUGCCGCCACCAUCCUAUUCGCAACCACUGCCGUCGCCGUUGUAUUCACUGCCGCCGCCGUACUCACUGCAGACACAGACACAGAAUUAUUGGAUUGAGCGGACGGGAAACGCCUCUGAUGUUAAACAUAAUGAGUUUCCACUAGCGAGGAUCAAAAAGAUUAUGAAGUCCGACGCGAACGUGCAAAAGGUCACUGCGGAAGCUCCCAUCCUAAUAUCGAAGGCCUGUGAGAUGCUCAUUCUUGAUCUCACAAUGCAAUCUUGGCUUCAUACCGUGGAGGGCAGACGCGAAACGCUCAAGAGAUCCGAUAUCUCCGCCGCAGUGACUCGUGAUUUGAAAUUUACCUUCCUUGGCGACGUUGUCCCAAGAGACCCGUCCGUCGUUACUGCUUAUCCCGUGCCCAAGCCGCAUCCUGAGGGUGAAGUACUUCCGCCGGGAAUGGUGAUAGGACAUCCGGUGUUUGGUUGUAAUUGUACGUACGCGCCACCGCCGCAGAUGCAGGAGUGGCCGGCGGUGCCUGAUGACGGAGAGGAGGCAGCUGAGGAAAUUGGAGGAAGCAGCGGCGGGAAUUGAAAAGUGUUGGGUUUUAGGGUUGUAAUGCUUUUGUGAGAAUUUGUAUCUCUAUUGACUCAUGUUCUUGUUGUUAUAUAUGUUUUGUUUUCGUUUAUGUCAUGUGUUUUGUUGUUGUUGAUGUUAUGUUUAGUCUUUCAUGUGUUUAUUGAUGAAAUAAAUGUAUGGAAGACAAUGGAAUUUUAGUUAAUUCUUUUUUUUUUUUUUGCUUUAGAUUAGAUUAUGCCAAGGAAUCACCAAAAUUUUUUUGAAACCGAAUUUUCCAGCAUUUGAUUUUAAAAUGGAUUUUCGUGCGAAAAUUCUAUUCCGAUUUGAUUACGGAACGGAAUUUAGCGUCCAAACCACUGAUAUUUUAUUAAAGUUUUCUAAAUUUGGCAUGAGUUGUUUUUCACAUCUUUUUUUCAAGAUAAGAACAACAUCUAAUGUGUAAAUAGAUCUUACGAGAAACAUAUUAUUUAGAAGAAAUCCUUGGAUCUUUCAAUUGUAACCUUGAUAUUCAACAAAGUUUGGCGCGCAAACCAUAUAUUCAAAAAUGUGGAUGGCUUGAUAAGCUGUUUUGAGAAGAAACUCAAUGGUGAAGUAGAUUGGUAUGCUGUUUUGAUAAUAACACAUUGACACUCAUUCUCUAUUUUUGAAAAUCAAAUACAUCAUCACUUAAUAAUGUCUAUUAUAUUUACAAAUUACAAGAAAUAGAUUUAGCCUGCGUUAGUGUUCAACGCGUUUAAAUUAUUUCAUCCGUUAAGCUAAUUCCGUUUAGAACUCUCAAAUGGUCACAUUACAUAGUUAACUUUAUCCCCUUGAAAAUCGUUGUGGGUAACAAGUGUGAGACAUGACUGGUUCUUAAAACAAACAUUGAUCGUAACGACAAUUAGGAGCCAAAUAAUAAAACCAAAUAUUUCCACUUCGUAAUCUUAUAGAUAGAAAAAAAUCUUAGACUUUU
Messenger RNA from Arabidopsis lyrata subsp. lyrata, 2076 nucleotides. RefSeq names its product nuclear transcription factor Y subunit C-7. The record is from RefSeq and is a predicted model, not a curated record. Gene Ontology annotation, biological process: regulation of DNA-templated transcription. Gene Ontology annotation, molecular function: DNA-binding transcription activator activity, RNA polymerase II-specific; protein heterodimerization activity. The transcript has a single exon. The coding region runs from base 507 to 1139 and encodes 210 amino acids. Lineage: Eukaryota; Viridiplantae; Streptophyta; Magnoliopsida; Brassicales; Brassicaceae. Gene Ontology annotation, cellular component: nucleus.